CGUUGAUUUUUUUUGUUUUUUUUUUUCCUCUCUCUUUCUCUCUUUCAUCGUUUUGCUAAUUUCUCAAUUUCUGAGUUUGUUUACACACUCUCUCCAUCGACUUGUAAUUUCACUUUCUUAGGGUUCAUCGGAGGAGGAUCAUCGGAAAACGGAGAUGGCCGGCGUUGGUUCCGGCAAGCUCAUCGGAUCGGAGAUUCAUGGAUUCCAUACUUUGCAAGAUCUUGAUAUACAAACUAUGUUGGAUGAAGCAUACACUAGGUGGCUCCGUCCAAACGAGAUCCAUGCUCUCCUUUGUAAUCAUAAAUUCUUCACCAUCAACGUCAAACCAGUGAAUUUGCCCAAAAGUAUUCUUUUUUCUUUCUUUCUUUUCCCUCCUCAUAGUUCAAGUUUUCUUCUUCUAAGAUUUAAUCAGAGAUGCUUUCAAACUCUUAAUCUGUCAAAUUUUGUUGAACUAUGGUCAUAUUUGGCAGGUGGUACGAUUGUGUUGUUCGACCGUAAGAUGUUGAGGAACUUUAGAAAGGAUGGUCAUAACUGGAAAAAGAAGAAGGAUGGAAAAACAAUUAAGGAAGCUCAUGAACAUCUAAAAGUGGGUAACGAGGAAAGGAUUCAUGUUUACUACGCCCAUGGCAAUGAUAACCCUACAUUUGUGCGAAGGUGUUACUGGUUGUUGGAUAAGUCUCAGGAGCACAUAGUUCUUGUCCACUACCGCGAGACACAUGAGGCUCAGGCAGCUCCAGCAACACCUGGAAACUCCUAUUCAAGUUCGAUCUCUGACCUAUCACCAAAACUUGUGGCUGAAGAUAUCAAUUCUGGUGUCCGUAAUACUUGUAAUACAGGGUUUGAAGUGCGCAGCAACAGUCUGGGUUCUAGAAAUCAUGAGAUUAGGCUUCAUGAGAUCAACACGCUUGAUUGGGAUGAGCUUCUAGUACCAGCAGAUAUCAGCAACCAGUCUCAUCCAACAGAAGAAGAUAUGUUAUACUUCACAGAGCAGCUCCAAACUGCACCUAGGGGAUCUACAAAGCUAGGAUAUCAUCUUGCAGGCUACAACGGAUCAGUAGAUAUACCAUCAUACCCCGGUCUCGAAGAUCCUGUUUACCAAAAUAAUAACUCAUGUGGUGCAGGAGAAUUUUCUAAUCAGCAUGUGCACUGUGGAGUAGAGUCAAAUCUACAGAGUAGGGAUUCCAGUGCAACGGUUGCUGAUCAACCAGGUGAUGCUAUGCUUAAUAAUGGUUUUGGAAGUCAGGAUAGUUUUGGAAGGUGGGUGAACAACUUCAUUAGUGACUCUCCUGGUUCCGUGGAUGAUCCUUCCCUUGAAGCUGUAUAUACACCUGGGCAGGAAUCUUCUACUACUGCUGUAUUUCAUUCCCACUCUAACAUACCGGAGCAAGUAUUCAACAUAACUGAUGUUUCACCUGCCUGGGCCUUUUCGACAGAGAAAACAAAGAUUCUUGUAACUGGGUUCUUUCACGACAGCUUUCAACAUUUUGGAAGAUCAAAUCUCUUCUGCAUAUGUGGAGAGUUACGUGUCCCCGCAGAAUUUCUCCAGUUGGGGGUUUACCGUUGCUUUCUUCCCCCUCAAUCUCCGGGGGUGGUGAACCUGUAUCUGAGUGUCGAUGGAAACAAACCAAUCAGCCAAUUGUUCAGCUUCGAACACCGCUCGGUUCCAGUUAUUGAAAAAGCUAUCCCUCAAGACGACCAGCUAUACAAGUGGGAAGAAUUUGAGUUCCAAGUCAGACUUGCUCAUCUUCUGUUCACUUCUUCUAACAAAAUCAGCGUUUUAACAAGUAAAAUCUCACCUGAUAAUCUGCUAGAGGCUAAGAAACUCGCCAGCAGGACUUCCCAUCUCUUAAACAGUUGGGCGUAUUUAAUGAAGUCAAUCCAGGCGAAUGAGGUGCCGUUUGAUCAAGCGAGGGACCAUCUCUUUGAGCUUACUCUGAAAAAUAGGCUGAAAGAGUGGCUUUUGGAGAAGGUCAUCGAGAACUGCAACACUAAGGAAUAUGACUCUAAAGGCCUUGGAGUGAUCCACCUCUGUGCCGUCCUAGGAUACACUUGGUCGAUCCUUCUCUUCUCCUGGGCAAAUAUAUCGUUGGAUUUCCGUGAUAAGCAUGGUUGGACUGCUCUUCAUUGGGCAGCAUACUAUGGAAGGGAGAAAAUGGUGGCUGCUCUUCUGUCUGCUGGGGCAAGGCCAAACCUGGUGACAGACCCGACUAAGGAAUUCCUCGGCGGCUGCACGGCGGCUGAUUUGGCACAGCAGAAAGGUUAUGAAGGUUUAGCAGCUUUUCUUGCUGAGAAAUGUCUUGUAGCACAGUUUAAGGACAUGCAAAUGGCUGGAAACAUCACUGGCAACCUUGAAACCAUCAAGGCAGAGCAGGCGUCGAACCUAGGGAAUUCCAAUGAAGAUGAGCAGAGCCUGAAAGACACUCUGGCGGCGUACAGAACCGCUGCAGAAGCGGCAGCGCGGAUUCAGGGAGCGUUCAGGGAGCACGAGCUGAAAGUUAGGUCAAGCGCAGUUAGGUUUGCUAGCAAGGAAGAAGAAGCCAAAAACAUAAUAGCCGCGAUGAAGAUUCAGCACGCGUUUCGCAAUUUUGAGGUUCGUAGGAAGAUUGCUGCCGCUGCUCGGAUUCAGUACAGGUUCCAAACAUGGAAAAUGAGACGGGAGUUUCUGAACAUGCGGAAAAAGGCAAUUAGGAUCCAGGCUGCGUUUAGAGGGUUCCAAGUAAGAAGGCAGUACCAGAAAAUAACAUGGUCGGUGGGAGUUCUUGAGAAGGCGAUUCUGAGGUGGAGACUGAAGAGAAAAGGCUUCAGAGGGCUUCAGGUUAGCCAACCUGAGGAGAAGGAAGGGGGUGAGGAGGUGGAGGAUUUCUACAAGACAAGCCAGAAACAAGCAGAGGAACGGCUCGAGAGGUCAGUGGUUAAAGUCCAGGCCAUGUUCCGGUCCAAGAAGGCUCAGCAAGAUUACAGAAGGAUGAAACUGGCUCAUGAAGAAGCUCAGCUGGAGUAUGAUGGGAUGCAAGAACUUGAUCAAAUGGCUAUGGAGGAGAGCUGAAUGCAACAACAAUGAAGAGGAGGUGGGUGCAGUGUGGUGGAACUGUAAAUUUGUGUAAAUGACGAGGGGCAAUUUCGACCUUAUAGAAGCUGUUUUCAAAAAAGUUUCAAAGGGUAUUAUGGUAAAUCAAGCCUGGAGCUGGGAGAUCUUCCAUAGAGCGUCUUGUCGUUAGUAAUUUUCUUUUGUUUUGGGGGAUUGUGAAGUAGUAAGUCUUGUAUUGCUGCUGUGUUCUGUGACAUUUUAUGAGAGUUGACCGUAAAAAGCUAAAACGUUUUUUAGAUUGUCUUUUAAAUUCUCUCCUUCUUACUGUUUUCUAUCUUGGAUUUUCUGACUUAUAAUAAAAUAUAUUUCAAUUA
This is a messenger RNA of Camelina sativa (false flax), 3402 nucleotides long. Lineage: Eukaryota; Viridiplantae; Streptophyta; Magnoliopsida; Brassicales; Brassicaceae. The record is from RefSeq and is a predicted model, not a curated record.